AUGCGGGAUCUUACUGCCCUUAUAGCGCAGAUGUUCACCACGCCGGAUCUGUGGGAUGUCAAAUUUCACCCAGACCGUCUGUCUUUCCUGAUGUCAGAUCUUUUGUCUUCCACAUCCAAAGAAACUGCCAGACAUCAUUUAUCAAGGAUGUCAGUCAGAUUCAUCAACAGCUUAGAACCCAGAAACCAAACAAGUAUUUCACAAUUCUUUCUCAUGGAAAUGACAGAGGAUCCAGAAUUGCAGCCCCUCGUCUUCAUCCUAUUUCUCACCGUAUACCUGGUCACUGUCCUAGGAAAUGUACUCAUUGUCCUAGCUGUAUGCUUUAACUCCAACUUGCAUAACCCCAUGUACUUCUUUCUGUCUAAUCUGUCCUUUAAUGACGUCUGCUUAAGCACAACCACCGUCCCUAAGAUGCUGGUGAACAUUCUGACAAAAGAUCAUAGCAUCAGUUAUAAAGGCUGUCUUAACCAGAUUUUCUUUGUCAUGACUUUUGCUCCUUUUGAAAAUUUUAUCCUUGCAGUAAUGGCCUAUGACCGUUAUGUGGCCAUUUGUCACCCAUUGAGAUAUACUGUCAUCAUGAAUUCGUACUUCUGUGGUCUGAUAAUUCUACUUUCAUUGUUCAUUAGUAUGGUGACUGCCCUACCUCACAGUCUUAUGGUGUUGCAUCUGUCCUUUUGCACAAACUUGGAAAUCCCUCAAUUCUUCUGUGAACUUACUCAGGUCCUUAAGCUCGCCUGUUCAAGUACUCUCAUCAACAAUAUCCUGAUAUACCUUGAGGCUUUCUUAGUUGCUGGUGUUCCUCUUUCUGGGAUCAUAUUCUCUUAUAUUCGGAUUGUCUCCUCUGUUUCAAAAGUGUCAUCAGCAUUCGGAAAGUAUAAAGCUUUUUCCACCUGUGGGUCUCACCUCUCAGUUGUGUCUUUAUUCUAUGGGUCAGCUUUUGUUGUGUACCUCAGUUCUCCAUUUACACAUUCUCCCAAGAAGACAGCUUUAGCUUCUGUGAUGUAUCUUGUAUUCCCUCAAAUGAUGAAUCCUUUUAUCUACAGCCUGAGGAAUAGGGACAUAAAGACAAGCUUUAGGAAAGUCCUUGGUAGAAUAUUUUAA
Chrysochloris asiatica (Cape golden mole) is the source of this 1101-nucleotide messenger RNA. Its product is annotated as olfactory receptor 7G2-like. Bases 1 to 1101 code for a protein of 366 amino acids. Gene Ontology annotation, cellular component: membrane. The record is from RefSeq and is a predicted model, not a curated record. Gene Ontology annotation, biological process: G protein-coupled receptor signaling pathway. The transcript has 3 exons. Gene Ontology annotation, molecular function: olfactory receptor activity; G protein-coupled receptor activity. NCBI's taxonomy places the organism in Eukaryota, Metazoa, Chordata, Mammalia, Afrosoricida, Chrysochloridae.